Molecule: messenger RNA, 1955 nt
Organism: Protobothrops mucrosquamatus (brown spotted pit viper)
Lineage: Eukaryota; Metazoa; Chordata; Lepidosauria; Squamata; Viperidae
Gene: KCNJ15
Product: potassium voltage-gated channel subfamily J member 15
Exons: 1
Coding region: 731-1858 (375 amino acids)
Biological process (GO): regulation of monoatomic ion transmembrane transport; potassium ion import across plasma membrane
Cellular component (GO): plasma membrane
Molecular function (GO): inward rectifier potassium channel activity
Source: RefSeq, a predicted model, not a curated record
AACUUUGCUCUUGCUUUAUGCUACGUAACCACUGUCUGCUUCUGGAUAUUGUGUCCUUUUUUGGUUCCAUUUAAUGCCUUCUGUAUUUGCUAAGGGAUGGGCCCUAGUGCUAGAAAGCUGAAUUUGUGAAUGACCUCCUGUUUUCCGCUGAGUCUUUGAAAUUGGAGAGGCUCAUGAUAAAAACAGCCUUGAAGAAUUUUCAGGUUCAAAGAUUUCUUUCUAUGCACUUACAAAGCUGCUAGCUUUUCUUUUCCUUUUGACCCCACUUUGUGUGAAGUAUGAUUUGUAAAAAUCAUGAUCAAAAUGCUUAUUUAAAAUUUUCGGGGCGGGGGCAGAAUACAGAACAGAUUGGGGGAGAAUGAGGCUGGGAAAUUAAAAGUAAAUCAGUAGAUCAAGUUUGGUUUAUUAAUUAAUUAUUUUCUUGUCUUGCCUAAUAAAUAUGAGAAAAUUCAGAAUUGUAAAUAGGAUUGUUUUGUUAAAGCAAAGACUUAUCCCUUAUAUUGACACAGAAGCAGAAAACGAUGCCGCUACUUUCUGUUCACUUCAUUGCAUGUUGCCAGUGACAAAUUUCAUUUAUAAUAUUCUUAUUAUAUAAUCAUUUUACCUAUGUGGAUGAUAUGCAAUUUCCAUAGUUUAGUUUUGGCAUCUAUUAUCAGAAUAUCUUGGGCUGCUUUUUAGACAGUAACUAUUAUCCCUCCUCCUCUCUCUCUUUAGGUCUGAAGAACAGUUAAUGGAAACAACACAGAUCAGCAUGUCACAAGCCUCACUAGUCAAGGGCAACAUCAGUGCUAAAAUGAAGAGAAACAAACCUCGUGUGAUGUCUAAAAGUGGUCACAGCAAUAUCAGGAUUGACAAGGUAGAUGGUAUUUACCUGCUUUAUCUUCAGGACCUGUGGACCACAGUUAUUGACAUGAAAUGGAGAUACAAACUUACAUUAUUUGCUGCUACUUUCAUCAUGACUUGGUUUCUGUUUGGCGUCAUUUACUAUGCCAUUGCAUUUCUUCAUGGAGAUCUGGAAGAGAGCAGAUACUCUCAAAAACAUGUCCCUUGUGUCAUGAAUGUAGAUUCGCUAACUGGGGCGUUUCUCUUUUCUUUGGAAUCCCAAACAACCAUUGGUUAUGGCUUCCGGGUUAUCACUGAAGAAUGUCCUCAUGCCAUAUUUCUCUUGGUGGCUCAGUUAGUUCUCACUACCUUGAUUGAGAUUUUCAUUACUGGAACUUUCCUGGCCAAAAUUGCUAGACCUAAAAAAAGAGCUGAGACCAUUAAGUUCAGUCAUUGUGCUGUCAUAACCAAACACAAUGGACAGCUGUGCCUUGUAAUCCGUGUAGCAAAUAUGAGAAAGAGCCUCCUGAUUCAGUGCCAGCUAACUGGAAAACUUCUUCAGACCUAUGAAACCAAAGAAGGAGAAAGGAUUCUGCUAAACCAAGCUAGCGUCAAAUUCCAUGUGGAUUCAUCGUCAGAAAGCCCUUUCUUGAUUCUACCUCUGACUUUUUACCACAUUUUGGAUGACAGCAGUCCUUUAAGUGACCUGACACCCCAAAAUCUAAAGGAAAAGGAUUUUGAACUCAUUAUCCUUUUGAAUGCCACAGUGGAAUCCACGAGUGCUGUAUGCCAGAGCCGAACCUCAUAUAUUCCAGAGGAAAUUUUCUGGGGUUUUGAAUUUCUGCCUGUGAUUUCUCUUUCACAGAAUGGAAAAUACGUUGCAGAUUUUAGUCAAUUUGAGCUGAUCAGAAGAAGCAUCGGCUGUACAUUAUAUAGUACGGACCCUGAAAAGCAAAAAUUGGAAGAGCAAUAUAGAAAGGAAGAUCAGAGGGAGAGAGAACGCAGAACCAUGUUGUUACAACAAAGUAAUGUUUGAUUACUCAUCUAUAACAAAUUAUACUGUAUAUAACACUUCUAUCUGAAAGUCAGUUACUCAAACACUAUGAUUUUAUCAGAAUGCAUCAUUAAUUCUU